AUGUCAAAGGAUUCUUCGAUACUUAUUAUAAUAUGGCUUUUAAUUCAAUUAUUAAUUGAUGUAAAUUGCCAAGCGAAAUUUAAGUCAACAACACCACGAUACCUUCAUACCGCAACAUUUAUCAAUAAAAAAUUAUACAUCUUGGGUGGUCGAAAUGAUGAGAUGGCUAGUAUUGCCGGAAAAAAAUUUUUUUAUCUCGAUGUAACUGCCUCAUUUGAUACAAACGAAGUGUUAUGGAAUGACUUAACCGGUAAUAAUAAUGUUCCAUCACAUGAUAGUGCGACAUCUGUUACGGGCGGUAUCAACAAUAAUAGUUUGAUUUUAUUGGGAGGAAUUCCUCAAAAUGAUAAGGAAUCAAUGGAUUUGGUAUACAAAUUUGAAACAAAAACCAACUCAUGGACUCUCCCGAGAAUUUCUGAAAACAAAGUUGACAAUAUAAUUAUCAGCAUAAGUAGUUUAACGGGCAUCAUCAAUAAUGGACAAAUUUAUUUGUUCGGUGGAAAGGUAAAUAAUGAAGAUUUUAAUGAUUUACUUGUUUUAGACAUAAUAAAUUUGAGCUGGGGGAAAGCAAGUAUAGUUAAUGCGCCGACUCCAAGAUUUUAUUAUGGUGCAACUCUUUUACCAGACCAAUGCAUUAUUUAUUUAGGUGGUUAUCACGACGGACCUUUACCACUAAAUGAGAUAUAUAUAUAUGACACAAUUAAUAAUUUUUGGGCUACAACGAUAACUCGGGGAGCAAAUCCUUCUGAUAGAUAUGGAUUUUCUGUCGUUCUUGGAUUGGAUGGACGACGAAUAAUAAUUUUUGGAGGAUAUCACCUUAAAUCACUUGAUCCACAAGAUUCCCUUUAUGUAUUAGAUUUAACAAACUUUAGAUGGUACACUCCAAAAAUUUCUGGAAAGGUUCCAAGUUCCCGGAUAUUUCAUCAAGCAAACGUGAUAGAACAUUAUAUGGUUAUAUCAUUUGGAAUGGAUUAUAAUCCAAACAUCGAUAAUGAUAUUUUAUUGCUUGACAUUGGUGAUGAACAGGAAUAUAUAUGGACAAGCUCUUUUGAAGUAAAUCCGACUGUACCAGUUACAAUUGGCAUAAUUAUAGGAUCUGUAGCUGGUUGCGUUCUUUUAUUACUUGGAGGUCUUUUUAUAUAUAAACGGUAUACAAAUAAAAAGGAAAAAAAUAAAGUUGUGUUACCAACUCCUGAAGUUGUUGGAAAUAAAGACGUUAAUAGAAGAGAUAUUAAUGAUCUUAGACAUGAAAUUUUAACGGUUCCAACAGAUAAUAAUGAUGAUGGAAGAGAAAUAACAUCAAACAUCGAUUAUCAAAGAUCAGGGUCAUUACGGGACGUUGAUCUGAAAAAUUUUAAAAACGAAAUGCUUCAAAUAGUUAGACAAGAAAUUCAGCAAAAUUUGAAACAAGAUGUAGCACAGAAUAGUGAACAAGCUUCUAAUGCAAAUGUCCUAGAAAAUUUUAAAAAUGAAAUGAUUCAAGUAGUUAAACAAGAGAUGGAAACUUUAAGACAAGACGCAGCACAUGAUAGUGGACAAGAUUUAAGUGAUAAACUUAGGCGUGGCAACAACGCGAAUGAAACGACAUACAUUACCUCAAUUGACCCUUUAACCCUUUACUCGACAUUUACUAAAAGACCUCACCUUAAUUCUUUUGUUCAUCCGUUUUUAGAUUCUGCCUUAUGA
This is a messenger RNA of Funneliformis caledonium, 1686 nucleotides long. The record is from the annotation of a GenBank genome assembly. Lineage: Eukaryota; Fungi; Glomeromycota; Glomeromycetes; Glomerales; Glomeraceae.